Molecule: messenger RNA, 4042 nt
Organism: Podarcis lilfordi (Lilford's wall lizard)
Lineage: Eukaryota; Metazoa; Chordata; Lepidosauria; Squamata; Lacertidae
Source: the annotation of a GenBank genome assembly
AUGGAGACCCCUGAAGGCAGCACUAACCAAACAACCUACUCCUUGGGAAAUGCAAAAAGGAACAUGACUUAUUCCCCAUACUACUCGCACUCACCACCUGUUGCCGCCAUCUACAUUGUCGCUUACCUGUUCAUCUUUGCCUUGUGCAUGGCUGGGAACAGCCUGGUUUGUUUCAUUGUACUGAAAAAUAGCCGGAUGAGGACAGUCACCAACCUGUUCAUCCUCAACCUGGCCAUCAGUGAUCUGCUGGUGGGCAUCUUCUGUAUUCCUACCACACUAGUUGACAAUUUGAUCACAGGUAAGCCAAAAGGUGGGGGGGGGGCAUAGGAUGGCUAAGCGCAGCCUCUUGGUUUCUGGGGGAAAAUUCACCUUCAUGGCCCCUUGCAAUCUUCCCAGAAGCACAUGGUUUGCUGUGGGUUACAUGGACCUUUGGCUUCUUAUGUUCUUAUGGGGAAAGAGGGAAAUGUUCCCAGAUCAUGUGUUGGACCCAGGCUAAGCUGGUUGCACUUACCUCCCACUGAAUUCAAGGGGGCAAGGUUAGUCAGGGCUUAAAUUCAGCCCCAUUUAUUUCAAAUGAAACUAAUUUCAAUGGGUAACUUGUAUCCAAUAUUAGUCAUACUCAGAGAAGACCCACUGAAAUUAAUACACAUGACAUAGGUUUAAUGGGUCUACUCUACAUAGAGCUUAGUUGGCUACAACCCAAUUGGCCUUGAUCCAACCCCAUAACACAAUGAAGGGUGGUUUAGAAAUGUAAUUAUUAUUAAUGAUGGUGAUGAUGAUGAUGAUGGUGUAAGAUGUGAUUCAUACAACCCUCACUUUCAUGCUGAAUGUUGACUUGACAUCAUGAUAAAACAGAAAGCAACUUGGAAGGGUGGGACUUUGAGUAGAGAAUAAUAGUAAUUAUUAUUAUUUAUUAUUAUUUAUUAAAUUUCAUAUUGCCCUAUACCCGCAGGUCUCAAGGCGGUUACAACAUAAAUCACAAUAUAAAAACACAAAAGAACAUAAUCCUCUUUGAAAGCCACCAAAGUUAGUGGCCAUUGUGUGAGUGAAUUUCCAUAGUUUUUGGCCAUGCACAGUGUGAAGAAGUCCUUAUUUUUGUCUGCCAUGAAUGCUUCAACAUUCAGCUGCAUGGAGUCCACCAGGGUUAUGAAAGGAAAAAAACUUUUCUCUGUCCUCUUCUUGAUGCCAUGCAUAAUUUUUUACACCUCUACCGCCUUGUCUCUUGCCUGCCCUUUUUUCUAAAUGGUCAGCAGAGAAAAGAUUAAGCAUCAUUCUCUCCUGUUGCUGUGCAAAUCAUAACCUCCUCCUCACUUUUUGAAAAGCAGCUGAGCCAAGCUGGAGAUGUAUUGGUGACAAGAUUUCCACAGUGGAGAGAGACCACCUGCAUGUUAAAUAGAUAGCAUCAGCUGCUAAAACUAGCCUCUCUCUAAUGUCUGCUGAACUCUGUCUCAUGGCCCCUAACUGCUUGCUUCCUCCUAGGAUGGCCUUUCAGCAACAGCAUCUGCAAGAUGAGCGGGCUGGUGCAGGGCAUGUCUGUUUCGUCAUCUGUCUUCACCCUGGUGGCAAUCGCUGUGGAAAGGUAAGAAGAAGGUGAGGUCCUAAAGCAGGAAUGGGGAGCGGGUAGCCCUCCAGAUGUUGGUCUCCAGCUCCCAACAGCCCCAGCCAGCAUGGCUAGUAGAAAGGGAUGAUGGGAGUCGGAGUCUAGCAACAUCUGGAGGGCCACCGGUUCCCCACCCUUGCCAGAAAGGGAGAGCACACAGGUUUGCUGUGAGAUCAAGCUCAGUUCCCAUGCAUGCUUUGGGGCCGAGGAAGGAGGAAACUGAUGCCCAUCACCCUUCUUUCAAACAAAUGAGCAAAGUUCCAUAGAUCAGGUGCUUAAUGUGUUAAUAGGUGUCCGUUCUCAGUUCAGUGGAUAGGACUGGGUCAGCUCACCCAUAUGACCUGUCCAUGGGGACUGUCACUUGUCCCAUGCAAUCACCCCAGCAGCAGUGACCAGACAAUCUGUGAGCCGUGGCGAGGGAGGCUUAGGGGGUGGAGACGCUGAAGACCUUGAUAAAAGGGUAUUUGUUUGGCCCCUUCCUGGUCAGAGUCCUAUCCUGAGGCCAAAUGAUGCUAAGUGGAAACAAUAAGAGAUGGAGCACUUUAUUAAAGGAAAUACAGGUGUUUGGGACUGCCAAAUUUAUUGUGACAGCAGUCCUCCUGUGUUUUAAAUAGCUGCAUGACUGACAGCAAAGUAGCAGGUCUUCCCCACUUGCUCCAUCCUCAUGUUAGGCACAGUGUCAAGGAGCUUAUAAAGCUGCAGGACUGAGAAGGAAAGUGCCAGUGACAUGCUACGACGUGAGAUGGGAACUUGUGGGAUGGGAGCUUGUGGUGGCACCCCAUCUACGGAAUACAACGUAUUCACUCAUCUGUGCUGAAGGUCAAUGCAUUCAUUUGCCCAGUCAUCUGAUCAACACUCCAUGGUACCUCAUUUCAUUAACAUGGUACCCUCUAGCAGUUGUGAAGUUUCAUUAGCCCCCAGCCAGCACAGAUCUGGAGGGCAUCAGAUUGGUGAAGACUGGAUUAGAGGAUUCAUCCACCAUUUUAGAAUGUUGUAUCAUUUUACUGUUGUUAGCCACUCUGAGCCCGGCUUCGGCUGGGGAGGGUGGGAUAUAAAUAAAAUUUUACUAUUAUUAUAUCCUUUGCAUGUAGGUUAAUACUGUUGAGCAUGAGCAGUUGGGGGAAAGAGAUAAUGUUUGAGGUAGCGAAUGAGUGUUGUGGUUGCAUAGAAUGGAUGGUGAAUGAGACAUGUGGGUUGAAAUUUUACAUUAUGCUGCCUUGUAAUGCUCUCCGAUUUCAUUGAUAUUAAUAGUGUGUUUAUGUAUGAAUAUUUGUUUUGCAAAUUUAUAUUUAUUUACCUAGUGUAAAUCUUCAUUUAUAUUUAUUUACCUAAUGUAAACCACUUUGAUAUCUCAGACAGGAAGCUGUCUAUAAAUGCAAAUAAUAAACAAAUAAUCUUAAAUAAUGGUGGUUGAGGCCAGCUUAGCCUCUUUAUCUCCUUGCCCCUCAAUGGCCCAUUUGGGCCAGAUAGAAAGCGUAUCUUUUUGUUCCUCCCUUCUUGCAUAGUAGUCAUUCCCCUACUUGUAUUCUUCCUCCCCUUUUCCUCUGCAGGUUCCGCUGCAUUGUCUACCCAUUUAAAUCCAAGCUCAGCCUCUUCCAGGCACUCAAUACCAUUGCCAUCAUCUGGGUACUGGCUAUUACCAUCAUGUGUCCCUCUGCUAUCAAGCUCACAGUAGCUCAGCAGGAGGACAGCUACAUGGUAUACAAUGGCAAUCAGAGCAUGACCUACCCCUUGUAUUCAUGCUACGAGGCUUGGCCCAAUAGUGAAAUGCGCAAAGUCUACACCACUGUGCUUUUUGCCCACAUCUAUGUUGUCCCGCUGACCCUCAUUACAUUCAUGUAUGGCCGAAUUGGGCUCAAGCUGUACAGGUCGUCAGGCCCAGUGAGUCAGCACCAGGUAGUUCACGAAGGUCAGUGCAACAUGGCGGUUUCUAGAAGGAAGGUGAAAGUCAUCAAAAUGCUUGUGCUCGUGGCUCUGCUCUUCAUGCUCUCCUGGUUACCUCUGUGGACACUGAUGCUGCUCACAGACUACGCCAAGCUGGAUGAGCAACACAUAAAUCUCCUUGCAAGUUACGUCUUCCCCUUUGCGCACUGGCUGGCCUUCUCCAACAGUAGUGUCAACCCCAUCAUCUACGGCUACUUCAAUGAGAACUUCAAGAAGGGCUUCCAGGCAGCCUUCAAACUCCAAACCUGCUCUGAUGAAAUGGUCCAUCAAGGGGUCUAUACUGAGCAGACAACCGUCAGCACCAGUGGCUUUGGUACCCGGAAUAAAAUCUUCACUGAUGGGGAGUCCUCCGAUUCAAUGUGCUUGAAGAACCUGCCCCCUCAAGCUCCCUGUGGCCCACAGGCUGGACAUGGCCAGGGACAAGGACCAGGAAUACUGCUGCAGGAUGUCAACGACAUCACACCCCUGAGCAAAGUUUGCAAAGCUUGGGAUGCCUGA